This is a messenger RNA of Blepharisma stoltei, 348 nucleotides long. The record is from the annotation of a GenBank genome assembly. Lineage: Eukaryota; Ciliophora; Heterotrichea; Heterotrichida; Blepharismidae.
AUGGAUCCAAAUCUGACAUCUAAAAUCUUGAUGGGCAGCGGUGUUGGCCUUGCAGCUAUGCUUGGCUAUGAAAAACUAAGCCCAAAUAGUUAUCUCAAUCGUCGGUAUCUACAGAAGCACCCAGUUCCUAAUAAAGCACUUGACAUUGAAUCAUGGGUUCCUUAUUCACAUUUCCAAGCUGUAUCAGAACAUCAAGCAUCUAUGCGAUCUGAUGUAAAAGAAAGACAUAAUAUUAAAUAACCUUUUCAGUAAUAAAUCACUAUCUUAUUGCAGCUUUGAUACUUAUUUUCUAAUUAAUUAUGCAUUAAAUUAUUUACAGCAUGUCUUUAUCAAUAUUGCCUUAUAUAA